This is a messenger RNA of Tetrahymena thermophila SB210, 600 nucleotides long. RefSeq lists its product as hypothetical. The record is from RefSeq and is a predicted model, not a curated record. The transcript has a single exon. Lineage: Eukaryota; Ciliophora; Oligohymenophorea; Hymenostomatida; Tetrahymenidae.
AUGGGAUGCUAUCAAGCAAAGCAGAUAAAAAGACAUAUUGAAAGAGAGAGCAGCAACAUUAGUGAUAAAGCUUUCAGGAUAGAGGAAAAGCUAAAAAAUGAAAUCCUCCUUCUGAGAAGCUGCCUCUUCGAAGUUCUUGACAUGAAAGAAUACUAAAAGAGUUUAAUUUCUAUAUAACAAGACAUUUGUUUAAUCAAAAUGAAAAAACGUCAUGAAGAAAACAUUGAAGACAUUAUCAGAUGCUAUGAGUAAAACGUACUCUAAAGAGCUAAAUAAAUUGCAGCCAUUAUCAAACAAUAAAAGGAAAUUAACAGUGAAACUAGCCUUGUAAUUGAGUAAAAGGGUGAAAGUCCCAAUGAAAAUACUAAUUAAAAUAGAGGACAUAUUCUUAAAAAUAUAAAAUCACUCAAUACAAAUUGCAACUCCCUAAACGAAAGUAAAAUUUUCCACAACGUGCAACACUAUGACGUUUUCUAAGUAUUGCGCUACUGCGAAUCUCUAAAUUUUGAAGAAAAUUAAAAUUACUCUUUAAACGUCGAGCCAAUUUAAAUUGACUGUGGAGACGAGCAAGAAGAAGUUGUAGAAUUCAAGCUAAACUGA